Messenger RNA from Trifolium pratense (red clover), 3022 nucleotides. RefSeq names its product phosphatidylinositol 4-phosphate 5-kinase 2-like. The record is from RefSeq and is a predicted model, not a curated record. The transcript has 8 exons. Bases 386 to 2548 code for a protein of 720 amino acids. Lineage: Eukaryota; Viridiplantae; Streptophyta; Magnoliopsida; Fabales; Fabaceae. Gene Ontology annotation, molecular function: ATP binding; 1-phosphatidylinositol-4-phosphate 5-kinase activity. Gene Ontology annotation, biological process: phosphatidylinositol metabolic process.
AAACGUAACUUAAUUGCGAGCUUUAGUUGUUAGCUUAUGAUGAUAUUCAAUUUACAUCCACAAACACAUAUAGUACUAAUACCAGCACUAGUCACUAUUACAUUCACUUUCUUUCUCUCUCUAUCCUUUUAGCUUCUCUUCAUAACUUGAUAUUGCUCCAUCCAUUCUUUUCUCCAAAGUAGAAACAAAGUACUAACAACAACAAUUUCCAACAACAAUCAUAUCAUCUCAAAUGUACUACUACUUGUGACUCCACAGUCACUCAUUUCUUUUACCAACACUUUCCUUUUACCACAAAAUGCAUUGAUUAUUAUUAUUACACAACACAAUCUUCUUCUUCUUCUUCUUUUUAUUUUUCCUUUUUCGUUUUCCUUACAACCCUAAAAUGCGCCAAUCACAUCUCUCUAACCACAUCAACAACUCCGACAAGCCACAACCGUCACCCACCGGCCGUAGUAGCCGUAGAGUUUCACCAAUCGAAACUAAAAAAACCGUCAAAAAUCUCUUACCAAACGGUGAUUGUUACAUGGGAAGUUUCUCCGGCAACGUACCGAACGGAUCAGGGAAAUAUGCUUGGAAAGAUGGAUGUAUCUACGAAGGAGAAUGGAAAAGAGGAAAAGCUUCCGGUAGAGGAAAUUUCUCAUGGCCUUCUGGAGCUAUCUAUAUAGGCGAGUUUAAAUCGGGUCGAAUGGAAGGUUCUGGAACUUUUACAGGAUCUGACGGAGAUGUUUACAGUGGUUCAUGGUGUUCCGAUAGAAAAAACGGUUACGGAAAAAAGCGUUACGUUAACGGUGAUUAUUAUGAAGGUUGGUGGAAAAACAAUAUUCAAAAUGGACAUGGGAGAUAUGUUUGGAAGAACGGGAAUGAGUAUAUUGGUGAAUGGAAAAACGGCGUUAUUAACGGAAGAGGAACGCUUAUUUGGUCGAAUGGGAAUCGAUAUGAAGGUGAAUGGGAAAAUGGUGUAACGAAAGGGCAAGGUGUGUUUACUUGGCCUGAUGGAAGUUGUUAUGUUGGGAAUUGGAAUAAUAGUGAUGUGAAGAUGAAUUUAUUGAAUGGAACUUUUUAUCCUGGUGAUGAUUUUGCUAUAACAAUGAGGAAAAAAUCUUCUCUUGAAGUUGAAGGUGAAAACAAUUUUAGGAAGAUUUGUAUUUGGGAAUCUGAUGGUGAAGCUGGUGAUAUAACUUGUGAUAUAGUUGAUAAUGUGUCGGUUUUGAGUAAGAUUGGUAGUGAAACUGUUUCAGAUUCACAAGAGAUUAAGCAGCUUCAGUUUAAUCGGAAUCCUUGUUGUUUUGCUUCCGAGGUUAAGAGACCCGGUGAGACUAUAUCGAAAGGGCAUAAGAAUUAUGAUCUUAUGCUUAAUUUGCAAUUGGGUAUAAGGCACUCUGUUGGAAAGGAAGCUUCUAUAUCGCGAGAGCUAAAAACGAGUGAUUUUGAUCCGAAGGAGAAGUUUUGGACUAGGUUUCCUUCUGAAGGGUCUAAGGUUACGCCGCCACAUCAAUCGAUGGAGUUCCGUUGGAAGGAUUACUGCCCUAUGGUUUUUAGACAAUUGAGGAAACUAUUUCAGGUGGAUCCUGCCGAAUACAUGUUAGCUAUAUGCGGGAACUCUGCCCUCAGGGAGCUUUCAUCCCCUGGCAAAAGUGGAAGUUUCUUCUACUUGACCCAAGAUGACAGAUUUAUGAUAAAGACAGUGAAAAAAUCUGAAGUCAAGGUACUUCUUCGGAUGCUUCGAAGUUAUUACCAACAUGUUUCUCAGUACGAGAAUUCGCUUGUGACAAAAUUCUAUGGGGUACAUUGUGUCAAACCAAUUGGAGGCCAGAAGACUCGGUUCAUCGUGAUGGGCAAUCUUUUCUGCUCAGAAUAUCCAAUCCAUAGACGAUUUGACUUGAAGGGAUCCUCACAUGGCCGCGCAACAGAUAAAACUGAACAGGAGAUUGAUGAAACUACCACCCUCAAGGACUUGGAUCUCAAUUUUGUAUUUCGCCUGCAAAGCAAUUCGUACAAGGAUCUCAUCAAGCAAAUUGAGCGGGAUUGCGAGUUUUUGGAAGCUGAGGGGAUUAUGGAUUAUAGUCUUUUGGUCGGCAUGCAUUUUCGUGAUGAUAAUACAGUUGACAAAAUGGGACUGUCGCCGUUUCUUUUGCGCACUGGCAAGCAGGACUCUUAUCAGAGUGAAAAGUUUAUGCGUGGUUGUCGCUUCCUUGAAGCAGAGCUACAGGACAGGGAUCGAGUCAAAUCUGGCCGGAAAUCCUUGAUUAGAUUAGGAGCUAAUAUGCCAGCAAGAGCAGAGCGCAUGGCUCGGAGGAGUGAUUUUGACCAGUACAGUAGUGGUGGAAUCAGCCAUUUUACUCCUUAUGGCAUUGGGGAGACCUAUGAUGUUGUUCUAUAUUUUGGUAUUAUAGACAUUUUACAAGAUUACGACAUCAGCAAGAAGCUAGAGCAUGCAUACAAGUCCUUGCAGGUUGACCCUUCAUCAAUCUCAGCUGUUGAUCCAAAGCUGUACUCCAAGAGGUUUCGCGAUUUUGUGGGGAGAAUAUUCAGUGAAGACCGGUAGCAAUGAUUAGCAAGCAAAGGUGAAAAUGUUAUCAUGAUGGUUGAAGAUGCUUGGAUUGACUGAACGAUAUCCAGGGAAUAAAAACCGGAAAUUUAUUCGGUUGUCGGAAUCAGUGGGCAUGCAAUUGACUGUUCCAUUAACAGGCUACGACACUGAUAAUCUAGCCCUCAUGCUGGGUUUUUUUUGUGGCCAAAUUUUGAAGGUUUUACCAUAUUGAUGAUUCAUCGAAGGCUGGGUGAUCUUUGUAUAUGGAAGAUGGUGGAAAUGAUCUCUGCCUUAUUUUUUUUCUUUCUUUCUUGUUUCUCCCAUUGUUGGGUGUGCAGAUUCUUUGGUGGCCACAAAGUAGGAUUAAGAUAUUAUUUACUAAUGUAAAAAAUGAUAGUUAGGGGUGAAAUGAAAAUGCUUUCAGAGACCGGAAUCCAAAUGCUUGGAUACUUUACUUGGUAAUAAAGAAAGUGUACAGUUCUUAUAAAA